AUGGGGUGCAGUGUGCUGCUGAGCAUUGGCCACCAGAUGCUGCGUCGCAAGGUGGUGGACUGCAGCCGUGAGGACAGCCGGCUGUCGCGCUGCCUCAACACCUUCGACCUGGUGGCCCUGGGUGUGGGCAGCACGCUGGGCGCCGGCGUCUACGUCCUGGCUGGGGCAGUGGCCCGCGAGAACGCCGGCCCCGCCAUCGUCAUCUCCUUCCUCAUCGCCGCGCUGGCCUCGGUGCUGGCCGGCCUGUGCUACGGCGAGUUUGGCGCCCGGGUCCCCAAGACGGGCUCGGCCUACCUCUACAGCUACGUCACCGUGGGCGAGCUCUGGGCCUUCAUUACGGGCUGGAACUUAAUCCUGUCCUACAUCAUUGGUACGUCGAGUGUGGCGAGGGCCUGGAGUGCGACGUUUGAUGAGCUGAUAGGCAGACCCAUCGGGGAGUUCUCACGGACACACAUGUCCCUGCAUGCUCCUGGGGUGCUGGCCAAAAACCCUGACAUAUUUGCUGUGAUUGUCAUCCUCAUUUUAACAGGGCUUUUAACGUUGGGGGUGAAAGAGUCUGCCAUGGUCAACAAGGUAUUCACGUGUAUCAACGUUCUGGUUCUGGGUUUCAUCGUGGUGUCAGGGUUUGUGAAGGGCUCCAUCGAAAACUGGCAGCUGUCGGAGAAGGAUUUCCAGAACACAUCCUGUUAUCUCUGUAUGAACAACACGAAAGUCGAGAAUCCUGGCGUUGGCGGCUUCUUGCCUUUUGGCUUCUCUGGCGUGCUGUCGGGGGCCGCGACCUGCUUCUAUGCUUUUGUGGGCUUUGAUUGCAUCGCCACCACAGGUGAAGAAGUGAAGAACCCCCAGAAGGCCAUCCCGGUGGGCAUCGUGGCCUCUCUCCUCAUCUGCUUCGUUGCCUACUUUGGGGUGUCUGCUGCCCUCACGCUCAUGAUGCCCUACUUCUGCCUGGACACGGAGAGUCCCCUGCCGGACGCCUACAAGCACGUGGGCUGGGAAGGCGCCAAGUACGCCGUGGCCGUCGGCUCCCUCUGUGCUCUGUCGACCAGUCUUUUAGGGUCCAUGUUUCCCAUGCCUCGAGUUAUUUAUGCCAUGGCCGAAGAUGGGCUGCUAUUUAAAUUUUUGGCGAAAAUCAACAACCGGACCAAAACACCAAUCAUAGCUACGAUAACCUCAGGUGCCAUUGCCGCUGUGAUGGCCUUUCUCUUUGACCUGAAGGACUUGGUGGACCUCAUGUCCAUUGGGACUCUGCUGGCUUACUCUUUGGUGGCUGCCUGUGUGUUGGUCUUACGGUACCAGCCGGAGCAGCCCAACGUGGUGUACCAGAUGGCCAAGACCAGUGACGAGCUGGACCAGGCGGAUCAGAACGAGCUCGUGAGCACCAGCGACUCCCAGACGGGCUUUCUACCGGAAGCAGGGUUUUCUUUGAAAACCAUACUGUUCCCCAAAAACACGGAGCCUUCCAAACUCUCCGGGCUAAUUGUGAACAUUUCGACCAGCUUCAUAGCCAUCCUCAUCGUCACCUUCUGCAUGGUGACGGUGCUGGGGAAAGAGGCCCUCGCGGCCGGCACACUGUGGUCGGCCUUCCUGCUCAUGGCGUCUGCGGUCCUUUGCUUGGUGGUCACCGUCGUCAUCUGGAGGCAGCCCGAGAGCAAGACCAAGCUCUCGUUCAAGGUGCCCUUCCUGCCGGUGCUCCCCGUCCUGAGCAUCUUCGUCAACGUGUACCUCAUGAUGCAGCUGGACCAGGGCACGUGGGUGCGCUUCGCCCUGUGGAUGCUGCUGGGCUUUAUCAUCUACUUUGGCUACGGCCUGUGGCACAGCGAGGAGGCGUCCCUGGCCAAAGGCCAGGCGAAGACUCCUGAUGACAACCUGGACCACUGCAAGUGA
Orycteropus afer afer is the source of this 1884-nucleotide messenger RNA. It is a transcript of the gene SLC7A1, whose product is annotated as solute carrier family 7 member 1. Gene Ontology annotation, biological process: transmembrane transport; amino acid transport. Bases 1 to 1884 code for a protein of 627 amino acids. The transcript is spliced from 11 exons. NCBI's taxonomy places the organism in Eukaryota, Metazoa, Chordata, Mammalia, Tubulidentata, Orycteropodidae. Gene Ontology annotation, molecular function: amino acid transmembrane transporter activity. The record is from RefSeq and is a predicted model, not a curated record. Gene Ontology annotation, cellular component: plasma membrane.